AUGGUCAACCAACCCACCAGAAUUCCCACCACCUCCCCGGCUGUUGCCAGGUUCCUGCCUGCUGCCAUCACCGUCGGCAUUGUUUCUGCCAUCGCCAUGAACGUCCGCUCGCAACUCAUGACCGAGUCACGACAAAUGGAUCGCUUCUUCGCCAAGUACAGAGACCCCCAGAGCGAAGCCGCCCGCCAAAAGGUCUUUGACGGCGCCGUCGAAGACCCCCGCAAGAGCUGGUUCAACGUCCUUGGCUGGUGA
Colletotrichum gloeosporioides is the source of this 252-nucleotide messenger RNA. RefSeq lists its product as uncharacterized. Lineage: Eukaryota; Fungi; Ascomycota; Sordariomycetes; Glomerellales; Glomerellaceae. The coding region runs from base 1 to 252 and encodes 83 amino acids. The transcript is spliced from 2 exons. The record is from RefSeq and is a predicted model, not a curated record.